Impatiens glandulifera is the source of this 2360-nucleotide messenger RNA. Its product is annotated as cysteine-rich receptor-like protein kinase 25. Gene Ontology annotation, molecular function: protein kinase activity; ATP binding. Bases 105 to 2255 code for a protein of 716 amino acids. The transcript has 6 exons. The record is from RefSeq and is a predicted model, not a curated record. Gene Ontology annotation, biological process: protein phosphorylation. Lineage: Eukaryota; Viridiplantae; Streptophyta; Magnoliopsida; Ericales; Balsaminaceae.
UGGUGAAGAUCUGUGACCGUAUACAUGAAGUCUUAUUUAUAGUGAUAGAUGAAGAAGGAGAUGAUGGAUCUAUCUGAUUCUGAUUAAGGAAGAAGAAGAAGAAGAUGAAUGCUGGGCGAAACUUGUUUCCUGUUGUUUCUCAUCUAAUAAUAAUAAUAAUUAUCUUAUCAAUUCUGAGUUUGGUGAGUGUUGCACAAGUUUUAGAAAAUUGCGACAACAGUUAUGGAAACUACACAAAGGGUAGUCGAUACGAAACGAACCUCAAUAAUCUUCUAUCCUCUCUCCACUCCAACAUCGACCCAUUUGGAUUCGCCAAUUCCACCUCCUCCUCAGGCGAAGGAGAUUCCGAUGACCCAGCAUACGCCCUUUUCCUCUGCCGAGGAGACAUCGAUCACGACUCCUGCACAAAAUGCGUUAACGACUCUGUUUCUAAGCUAACCACAACCUGCCCCGGUUACAAGCAGGCCUCGGGUACUUAUGACGGUUGCAUGCUGCGCUACUCCAACCGUUCCUUAACCGGUUCUGUUGCAGCCAACCUAUUUCUAUUCGCGUGGAACACUGCAAACGCCACAAACGUUGCCCAGUUCAACCAAGAACUGGGAACGUUGAUGACAGAUCUAAGGACUAAGGCGUCAAAGGGUGGCUCGCUUCUGAAAUUCGCGGCUGGGAAUAAGACGACGAUACCAGACUUUCAGACCCUUUACGGUCUGGUGCAGUGCACACCGGAUUUGACUGAGCAGCAAUGCAAUAAUUGCUUGCUAGACAGAAUUGCUCAGAUUCCCGAUUGCUGUGACGGUAAGAGAGGAGGUCUAGUUAUUGCCUGGAGUUGCUAUUUGCGGUUCGAGACCUAUCUAUUUUAUAAUGAUACAAGGGUACUUGAGCUUUUAUCUCCACCACCGCCUUCACCCGGAUCCCCACCUCCGAUACCCUCGCCGCCGCCGCCUGAUCUCUCUGCACCAGGAAACAAUAAUACUAAUCAGUCCACAGUGAGAAGAAUUGUUGCUAUUUCUAUUCCAACCGUCCUGGGAUUCAUCUUGAUCAUUUUUCUUUGCUUCAUCAUCAUCUCAAGAAGAUCCAAGAAACAUAAGAAGAAGAAGAAGAAGAAGAAGAAGAAGAAGUCGUCCAUCCCUGCAAAGCCAAUCGAGAGACUUGACUCAUCCAUGAAUGAUAUAAGCUCAACUGAAAUCGUUCAAUAUGACUUCAACAAAAUAAAAGAAGCCACGAAUGAUUUCUCCAAUGACAAUAGGCUCGGAGAAGGUGGUUUUGGUGUUGUUUACAAGGGUGAGUUUUCAAAUGGACAAGAGAUUGCUGUCAAAAGACUAUCUAGGGAGCAUGGACAAGGCGAACAAGAAUUCAAAAAUGAGGUCUUGUUGGUUGCCAAACUACAACAUAGGAAUUUGGUUAGAAUUCUCGGGUUUUGUAUAGAUGGAACCGAAAGGCUUCUAGUCUACGAGUUUCUAGCCAACUCCAGCCUCGACCACUUCUUAUUUGAUCAUGUGAAACGAACACAAUUGGAUUGGCAAAGACGAUACAAAAUCAUAGGAGGCACUGCUCGGGGGCUCUUGUAUCUGCACGAAGAUUCAAGGGUACGGAUUAUCCACAGAGACAUGAAAGCUAGCAACAUCCUUUUAGAUGCUGAGAUGAAUCCUAAGAUCUCGGAUUUCGGAAUGGCAAGGUUGUCCGUCAUGGACGAGACUCAAGGAAAUACAAGCAAAGUGGUCGGGACCUAUGGAUAUAUGGCUCCAGAGUAUAUAAUGCAUGGGCAGUUCUCUGUUAAAUCGGACGUCUAUAGCUUUGGUAUAUUAGUGCUGGAGAUCAUAAGCGGUCAAAAGAAUAAUAAUGCAUUCAACAAUGGAGAAGACAUUUUGAGUUUUGCCUGGAAAUGUUGGAGAGAAAGGAGGGCUCCAGACAUGAUAGACCCGAUUCUGAAAGACGGCGGUGGAUCAAUUCGGGAGAUGAUCCGAUGUAUUCAUAUCGGUCUGUUGUGCACUCAAGACAUUGCAUCAGAAAGACCCACCAUGGCUUCGGUUGUGCUCAUGUUUAACAGCUUCUCUCUUACUUUGCCCGUUCCAUCCGAACCCACAUUUCUUCUAUCAAGAAGCAGAGACACUAAUGACAUGAUUCCGUUCCAUGAGAAUGACAAUUCGCGUGUUUCUGAAGAGUCUGGACAAAUCAGAUCAUCAGAUGGAACAAAAACUAAAUCUGAACAAUUCUCAACAUGCAGCGAUUCGAUUACAGAGGUGUAUCCUAGAUAAUAAUAUUAUAAUCUUAACUAGUUUGGGACAUAUUAAUUACUAUUGUAUGAAAGAAAACCAAGACUUGCUUGUAUUUAGAUAUUUGUACUCGUGAUAUUAUUUGUC